Molecule: messenger RNA, 483 nt
Organism: Heterostelium album PN500
Lineage: Eukaryota; Evosea; Eumycetozoa; Acytosteliales; Acytosteliaceae
Exons: 2
Coding region: 1-483 (160 amino acids)
Source: RefSeq, a predicted model, not a curated record
AUGAUAAAUUCUGAUCCAGAAGGUAUAGAGUAUAGAAUGAUAAAGUCUGUUAACAACAAAAAAAGUACGGAAGUUAGAAAAGAAAAGCAACAAUUAGCAAAGCAACAGGAACAAAUAGAGAAACAAGAGGAACAACUUCAAUCUGAAAAGAACAAAGAAUAUGAUCCUAUUGAUUACUUCUCACAAUCUUCCAAAGAUUUUGAUUGCAAAGUAUUGGAUAAAUACAUACAUAAUGAUACUAACAAAGCAAAGGAAUAUAUAUUGCAAUAUUUUAUUAAAUCUUCAUCUGAAGAUAUUGUUUACAUGUGGAAUCAUGACAAAGAGGCAGUCAUUUCUAUCAAGACAACAGACAUCAAAUCAAAAUAUUUAACAAGGAACAAAGCACCCAAGUUUAGUGCAGGUGAUUGGUUUUUCAACAAUGAAAGAAACUUUGUUGAUGUAGAGUUUAAUCUAAAUGAAUCAAGGAUCGAUUUACAAAGUUAA